Oryza sativa Japonica Group (Japanese rice) is the source of this 4308-nucleotide messenger RNA. RefSeq lists its product as uncharacterized. The record is from RefSeq and is a predicted model, not a curated record. NCBI's taxonomy places the organism in Eukaryota, Viridiplantae, Streptophyta, Magnoliopsida, Poales, Poaceae.
AGCCGCCAGCCGCAAGGCAGCCAGGGAGAGGAAGCCCGCGGCGCCGCGUCAGGCCGCCAGCGCCAGUCGCCUCGCCGUCGCCGGUCGGCGGUCGCCCUGCGCCCGCCCGGCGCCCGACCGCCCGUCGUCCUCCGGCCCGCCCCGUCGCCCGUCGGCCAUCGCCCCGCCCCCUUGCGCGCGGCGGCGCGGCCCGCCGUGCACUCGCUGACUCGCGAUUUCGCGCCGUGCCGCCGCCCGUCCGGUCGUCCCGGCAUCCCGUCUCGUCGCCUCCCUAGUCCGGCGACACGCCGACGCCAGAAUGCCACGCCACGGCGCCGCACCAGCCCGCCACCGCCACUGGACGCCAGCGCGCUGAAGUUGAAAACCUGGGCCUGCCGGCGACUGUGCGGCAGCAGUGAAGGAAAAGAAGUGGGGCGUGGGGUGGAAGCGGCGAAGGCGGGGGGCGGCAUCGGCGAAGGCGGGGGGCGGCAUCGGCGAAGGCGAGGUGCGACAGCGUCGGAGGCUGGGUACAGCAGCGAUGGAGGGGGGGGGGGGGUGCGGUAGCAGUGGUUUGUCCUGGUACUCUGCCGUCGAGAUCUACAGUCUGCCUGCCUCCGGCGUGGCUCGCCUAUCGACGAGCUCCAUUGGCUUCCCUUGGAGUUCAACCAUUGAAGAGCUCCACUGAUUGGCCUGAUGGAUAGACGAUGGAUACAUGGUGCACUUUUCACACCAGAUUAUAUUGAUGGUGUUCGAAAUUUCAUGAAAUUUGUUGAAGAGCGAUUUCCUGGGGAUGCUGCAAUUUUGUGUCCAUGUAGUCGGUGUAUUAACCAGAAAUCCAUGGCUCAAAGAGAUGUGGAGAGGCACAUAUUGCUCAAUGGGAUGUCUAGUACAUAUACAAGAUGGAUUCAUCAUGGAGAGGCCAAUGAUGUUCAUGUUUUGGAGGAACCAGUAGAUGUGGAUCCACAUUCUAAUCCUAUAGAACAUGAAAACAAUGCUGCAGAUAGAGUUGAAGAUAUCUUAACAGACCUCAUGGGGGCUCAAGUACCUUGUAAUAAUGCAGCAAAUGGAGAUGGCAACCCAUCUAGUAACCAUGAGUCUGUUUUCAAAACUCUGAUGGAAGAGGCAAAGCAUGAGCUAUAUCCUGGUUGCACUCAAUUUUCAAGGUUUUCAUUUGUAGUCAAGAUGCUCCAUUUGAAGUCAUACUACAGGAUCAGCAACUCAGCAUUUUCUGCACAGUUGAAAGUCUUGCGCAAAGCGUUCCCAGAGAACAAUUGUCUUCCCAAUUCAUAUGAAGAAGCAAAGAAAAUGCUGCGUACUUUAGGACUGGGUUAUGUGUCAAUACAUGUUUGCCCAAACAAUUGCGUGCUAUUUAGAAAGGAGUAUGCAGAACUUGAUACUUGUCCAGUUUGUCAAGCAUCAAGAUGGAAAGAUCCUGUGAAUAAGAAGGUUCCAGAAAAAGUAUUGCGGCAUUUUCCGUUGAUACCUAGGCUUCAACGAAUAUUUGCUACCAAGAAAACAGCAGAGGAAGCACAAUGGCAUAAGUUGAAUAGGGAACCCAAAGAGAAGGAAAUGUCCCAUCCUGCAGAUGGAGAGGCAUGGAAAGAUUUUGACAAAUGCUGGCCAGAUUUUGCUGAAGAUGCAAGGAACCUUAGGCUUGGCCUGGCUACAGACGGUUUCAAUCCGUUUGGCAAUAUGAGAUCAUCUUAUAGUAUGUGGCCUAUUUUUGUGAUUCCAUACAACUUUCCACCUUGGUCAUGUAUGCAAGAAUCAAACUUCAUGAUGGCUUUGUUGAUUCCUGGUCCUAGAUCGCCUGGGAAGAAGCACUUUGAUGUUUUUCUCCAGCCUCUUAUAGAGGAGUUACUUAGUCUUUGGUCUGGUGUUGAUACAGUUGAUGCUCUGACAGGAAAAGAUUUCAAGCUUCGUGCUGCCGUGUUGUGGUGCAUUCAUGACUAUCCAGCACUUAGUACUUUGUCUGGUCGGACCACACAAGGUUUCUUUGCUUGUCUCCAUUGUGACAAAAAUCCUCUAUCAUAUUCCAUAAGGAACAAGCUUUGUUAUAUUGGUCACUGUCGGUUCCUUCCUAGGCGUCAUCGUCUGCGCACGAAUAAUGAAUAUGCCUCUCUACAUGAAAGCAAAGAGAAGCCAGGUACAUUCACAACUGAAGAGCUGUUAGAAGAAUUGGCCAAGGUAAAUGAUGUUAGACCAGGUCAAAAAAGGAAGCGUUCAGAGGGACAUGUGCCAAUUUGGGGUAGGAGGGUUAGUUUGUGGGAUUUACCAUAUUGGCCAUCUUUGAAGCUUAGACACAAUCUAGAUGUGAUGCACAUUGAAAAGAAUAUUUGUGAAAACCUCCUUGGUACCCUUCUUGGCAUACAUGGGAAGUCAAAAGACAAUGUUAAUGCAAGGCUUGAUCUUGCUGAUUUGAAUAUUAAACCAGAAUUGCAGUUGCAGCCAAAUGGAGAUGAUUAUCACAUGCCUGAAGCUAGAUACACAUUGUCUAGGGAAAAAAAGAUUAAAUUCUGUAAAUUUUUGAAAGAAACAAAGUUCCCAGAUAGCUAUGCUGCAAAUAUCGAAAGAUGCAUAACUGCAGAGGGAACCAGCUUGCAUGGGCUUAAAACUCAUGACUGCCACAUUCUGUUGCAAAGGAUAUUACCUGCUGGUAUGAGAGGUAUUUUGGAUGAUGAUAUAUGUUUAGUGAUUGCCGAGCUUGGGAAAUUUUUUAGGGAAUUGUGCAGCCAAACACUCAACAAAGAUAUCUUGGUUCGAAUGAAGACAGAAAUACCAGCUAUACUAUGCAAGCUUGAAAAACUAUUUCCACCCGCUUUUUUUGAUGUAAUGGUUCACCUUGCUGUCCAUUUGCCUGACGAGGCAAUGCUUCGAGGGCCAGUGCAAUUUGGGUGGAUGUAUCCUGUUGAGCGACGAUUGUACACUUUGAAGAGGUCGGUUAGGAAUAAGGCACGACCGGAAGGCUCGAUUGCUGAGGCUUAUGUUGCAGAUGAAGCCCUCACAUUCUGCUCUAGGUAUAUGGAGGAUGUGGAGACUAGGUUUAACCGAGCACCGAGAAAUCCAGGAUUCUCAGAUCCAUCGGCCUUCAAUAUUGAUGUUUUUGGGCACGGUGUUAAUCUGAUUGGUGCAUGUGACUAUGGUUACUCUGAAGAUUUUGAUCAAAUGGUUUGGUAUAUCCUAUAUAAUUGCGAUCAGGCCCAGGAUUAUAUAAAAAUGUUUCAAGGCGAAUUACAGGAAGCAGGGGUGCAAGCAGCUGAUAUUGAUAGAAGGACUAGGCUUGGAUUUGCUACUUGGUUCAGGAACCAUAUGUGGAGGUUGAACAAUUCAGAUAUUGUAGAUGAUGACCUGUUUGCCUUAGCAUGUGGCCCUGACCUGAGAGUAAGAUCUUACUCUUCAUGUGUUGUCAAUGGUGUCCGGUUCUGUACUGCUGAGCGUGACAUAAAUAAGAAGACUCAAAACUCUGGAGUGGCGUGUGCUGGAAUACAUAAUGGUCGGGUAAUUGAUUACUUUGGAAAGUUGACAGAUAUUAUUGAGUUGCAGUACAACAGCAAGGAUGAUGGGAAUACAAGAACGGUGGUUCUUUUUAGAUGUGAAUGGUACAAGCUAGAUGGCAAGAAGACUGCACUAAAAGAUGAUGGUUUUUUUAGAAGCGUCAAUACUGGAAGCUUUUGGUACAAGAAAGAUUGUUUCAUACUAGCGACUCAAGCUAAACAGAUUUUCUACCUGCCAGAUAAUAAGCAUGGCGAAAAUUGGCAGCUUGUCCAAAUGUUUAAGCAUCGGCAUUUAUACAAUGUUGAUGAACAAAAUGCACCUAGUGCAUCUCCGUAUCAACAGACACAGUGCAUUGAGGAAGAUGGGAGAAGACCAGAGGUAGAUGAGAAUUUAUCUGACCUGCCUUUGAACCGAGAUGAUGAAGCUCGCCAGGUUGUUGAUGCUUCUGAAGUUGCUCGACUUAUGAAGCAAAAUCGACCUGCUGAAGAUGGUGAAUCGUCUGGUGAUGAGAUAGAGGACGACACGGCUGUGGAAUAUUGGAGUGAAGGUGAAGUUGCCCCAGUUGAGGUAGAUAGCGAUGAUGAGUAGUUCCUGUUGUGACAUGUGUAUGUGAUGCCCCUAUUGGCAUUUUAUGAACUUAUGUUUGUCAACUUAAGUCAGUGCGACAAGUAUUGUCUUUGUGAGCUGAGAUCUUUUGUGACAUCCUGUCCAAAUUGUGUGAAUUAUAUAUUCUGUCAGCAUGUGAAAGGCCAUCAUGCCUAUAUACUUCUACCAUUGAACUGUCUAUGUGCUUGUCAACAUGUGAAAGAUGGCAUACAUGCUCAGCUUAGCUCA